CAAAAAAUCGCUCCUACCGAGGCCGCUGGGGAGAGCGAUUGAUUGUAUCAAGCAACAAUGCCAAUGCUCCCUGUACAUAAGAUGUGAGGAGUCUUUGCAUCAUCUCGAACCGCUGUCCGCACCGCGGACAGCGUGGCGGGGAACAAAUCAUGUCGUCCAGUAUCUCAUCUCACAACCGCGACGACCGGGCUGCGGCGGGGGUACCAAGGCUGCGCAAAAGGUGUACUAUGACGGGUCCUCUGCUGCACGGAUUCUUGCACUGUCUGGCUCUCGUUGCGUCUCUGAGCCAGCACUUCUCCGUCGUCUUCGACGUUGCGCAGGCCCAGAAGGUCCCCUCGCCGGGCGAGCUCGACGGGAUUUACCGGAUUUUCGAAAAAAGCACCGGGCGCUACCUGGAUUCUCCGGACGGUGAAGCCUUGCAAACGUCGAAUGGUGCGAGCAACAGCUGGUCGCAGGACUGGAUAGUGCGUCGCGCCGAAAAGGAUGACACCUACACACUGCAGCAGGUGCAAAGCGGCCGGUUUGUGGCCGGAGGAUCUGGUGGAACAGAACAUCAAGGUCCUCGUGGCAGCUCCCAGCCGGAGCACCAGCAAGUUGUUUUUUCGCUCCAGCCACCGGAUCUCGGGAACCAUCAGCGAUGGGUUCUGCGUAUCAAAUGCAAAAAUGUCUCGGUCUGGAAGAUUGCGAGUUUUGUCAUGCUUGUCUGGCAUGACCAAAAAGUUUGUGAUGCGUGUCCAAGACGAGACCCUUUUGCCUGUCAUGCAAAAACGCAGUUUGUCAUUCGAAAAACGCAACACAAAGAAGCGCAGAUAUUUCUCAUGCUUGUCUAUGCAUUGCAGAGCAUUCACUAUUUCCAACGCAGCAUUACAAGUUUCCAGACCCAGACAUUUUUGCAUUUCAUACUGCGGCUGCGGGAGAUUGCCGAGGGAGAGCCUCUAUCCUGUGCAAAAGUAUCGUACUCGUACAAAUGCAAGUCUUGCAUUACAAAUCUUGUUUCCAAGGCAAAUCUGCAUUACAAAUUAUAUUUUUCAUGCUGGGGGAAUUUGUAAUGCAUUUAUACGAGUACGAUAGAUACCAUACUUUUGCACUGCAUAGCCUCUCAGCCACGAGGUGAUCCAGGAGUCCAGUGCGCAGAAGCUAGAGGUUCCAGUGCACGACGACAGCACGACAUCUUCAGGUGGACCUGGCAGUAACGGGAUGCUCACACGACGUCCAGGGGGAGCACCACUUUCUCGUCCAGAGGUGACCGUUGCUUCGUCCUCCACUGCGUCUGGUUCGUCUACUGAUGUCGAAGAACAAAACGGACCAACAAGCGGUUUGUGGGUGUUCGAAAAGGUUCGGGACCUGAUUGCGCUGUCCGGUGUGUAUAUCGCAAGAAAAAACUGUUUCGCUGUGAACUUGUGAUGCAGAAAAUGAAGCACCAAAGUGUCUGUCUUGCUACACCUGCAAGACAUUGGAUUUCCAAGCGUGUUUUCCCUUGAAAAGCGCGCAUGGCAAAUAUUCUGCGUCAUGUGUAACAAAUUUGUAAUGCAGGUCUUGCAAAAUCGUCACAGACACAGUGAAAUAGUUUUUUUGUGGGAUGGUCUAUUCGGUGAAGCAGAAAAACACGGAUUUGGCCCUGGAUUCCGUCUCGCUGACGCAGCUGGGUAUGAAGCCCCUGGACCUGACCGCCGACUCCCAGAAAUGGGAGUUUUCACUUGUGUAUCCAAGGCAAAAGUAUUAAAUCGCGCUCGUUGUACUUACCCGUAGCAUUAUGGUACAAGAGAUUUCUGCUAGAAAUGGUGAGCUGGACAAUUAUAGCUGUGGCUGUCGCAGCCUUACUUUGAAAAAUUUGUGAAGAUGCAAUUUAUACUAGAGGGGCUCGCUUAUGCCUUUGCAUUGCAUAUUGUCCAGGGCAGCGUGUACACGAUCGACCAAUGGAGCUCUGGUCGGUACAUGGACGCGGUCGAACGGGAAAACGCGACGUUUGCGUACCAGUAUUAUGGAUUGCAAAAAUGUCUGGGUCUGGAAGAUUGCAACUUGUCGUGCUAAAGCCGAAUCAUGCAAAAAUCUGUGUUGCAUGACUGCCAAAAGUUCGUUGUCCACUUUCGACCAAUUUGGGAGGGAGUUUCUUAUGCAGGAUAAGCAUGACAGAGACCUCACAGACUCUGUCAUGCUAGGUCCCGCAUGCCAGACCUCAUGGGUCAUGGAGAACCUGCAUGACAAGUUUACACCCUUCCAGACCCAGACACUUUUGCAAUUCAUAAGUAUGCGGGCACACUGAAACUGGCAGAGGGGGACGCGUCGCAGCUCUGGUACUUGCAGUAUGGGGUUCUCAACUGUUACAUUCUCAACUGUUACAUUCUCAACUGUUACAUGAAUUUGUCAUGCAAGACUGGCAAAACUGAAAGGAGGAAGAUUGCGCCUUUUGCAUUACAAGUUUGGCGCAGAUUUAGAUGUUGUUCAGCCCUUCCGAUAUUUGUCAUGCGAAGCAGCUCGAUCAUCUGCCGGCUGAAGGCACUUUUGCAUGACAGACCCAUGUAACAGUUGAGAAUGUAACGUUUGAGAACGCCAUAUGCAGCCGUUGAAGCUGAACAGCGGGAACAGCGCCGAGUGGCGCAUCGUACAGUGCUCGACGGGCCGGGUACUGGACGCGUUUGAUGUAGGGCCGCAGCUGACCACUGGUUCUGCAGCGGUGCCGGGUGGUAGUUCAGCCGGGCUUCAGGGUGGUUCCAGUACUGGUUUCCUCGGUGGAAGCAGCGAGUCUAGUACAACCACACAACUGGCAGCGCCAACUGUGGCAUCGGCAGCGGGGGGGCGUGCUCCGACGGUGGGACCUUUGAGCAUGGUACAGCAGCACGAAGAGGAGAAUUUCAAGUUAAACAAGCAGAAGCAACUACUCCGCACAUCCACAAAUACCGCGAAAAAAGAAAAGCGUCAUGCGGCAAAUGAAGCUUCCAGUUCCACCGCCGCUGUCCGUCUGCUGCACACCACGGCGGCUGGGAUUAGCGACAAGCAGGAGAACUUUUCGCAGAAGUGGGUCACGCUGCCCAUCCAGAAGAAGCCAAGCUUUGAUGGGUACUACGCCCUGAGACAGCUGUCCUCGGGGAAGUACCUCAGUAUGGCUUCCGCCGCUAGUCCCCUGGCGGGGCUGCUGCUCGUCGACGGACCUCCAAGUGAAAUGAAACUACCAGCGGGCUCAGCAGGAAGCGAAGCAGCGUUGUCCUCGACGAUGAAUGGUGCUACUUCAAGGGCCCCGAUUCGGAUUAUUACCGGGAAUAAAGCUUCUGCAGAAGCCCCCGCAGAGGGGCAGGUCGCGACUGAUGCAGCUGCUUCGUUCGGAAGCAGUCAGUCUCAGGCUCGUGCCGUGACUGGUGCUCCUUCGCAGUCAGGUAUCGUAAGUGCAUCGCCUGCUGGGCCUACUCCUGCACAAGGACCACCAGCUGCUAGCAGUAGCGCGUCUUCCUCAGUCACCAGCAUUGCAAGGCCAGUGUCGUCGCUGGUGUCGGAGCAGGAAGAGAGCAGAAAGAGAUCUCGUUCCUUUCUACAGCACAAGGACCAGCACGACGAAGGUUCUUACGACAGCGCCAGCGCGGUUGUAGCUGAGCAGCACGAAUCUACCCAAGAGGCGGGAAUAUUGAAAUCUGCACUCGCUCGCAGCACGACGACCGCGUGGCGCAUUAAGCCAAUCGGGCAUGGGGCUCUGUACUCGCUUCUCGCGGGGGGCGACGCGGACGCGCUCUUCCUAGAUUCGUUUGUGUCGAUGUCUGCUAGUACAACAACUGGCGCAAGAAACUACACUACAAUAGGUGUGAGCACUACGAAAAAUUUCGGCAGCAGGGAGAGUGCAACCACAUCAUCAAGAAGCGCAAAUCAGAAGCACGCAACGUACCUCUCAAAAAUGAAACACCGUGACCGGUCGCAAAAGUGGCUAGUGCGAUGGGUGAAGGGCAACGUUGUGCGAAUUUUAAAGCACGAGAAUGGAGAGGCGCUAGAUUCCGAUACCGUUCCAGUGGCUCCUGGACUACAGGCGAACAACAGCUUUGUUACCGUGACCUCCACCAAGCCGUCAGACCCGAACUCCGCGUCGCAACAGUGGGAACUGGUCAUGGUGAAAUCGGACUGCAAAAGCAGUGUGACCUCCUGCGACCACUUCGACUGUGGGUUCAUCGAGGACGGCUGCGGGGGCUUCGUGUACUGCGGGAACCACAACUUACUACGCCAGGCGGCGUUGAAGCAGCAGGCAGCCCUGGACGCGGAGAACAGGGAAGUAGCAGCAAAGUCCGGCUCGGGGUCGUCGAAUGCGCCAAGUGGUCUUUCUGGUAGUACAUCGCUGUUGCAAGAACACUUCUUUGCGGCUUUUUCCACAAAGAAGCGGAGUAGAGCUGCUGCCUUGGCACACCAAGCUCCAGGUAGUUCGAUAGCACGUAGUACAUCUUCAACCCCGUUGUUCAGUGGAACAAGCACGAGUUCAGCUGGAUCCGCCUCGGGAAGUACUGCAGGUGGAGCCGCGAAGAUGGCAGAGGAACCUUCAGCGCCAAUCGGGGAGGUGCGUUUUUUACUACCUGGAGCUUCAUCAUCUUCUUCGACCUCUGGCUCUGGGUCGUCCUCGUCGUCCGGAGGUCGUACCAACAGAAGUCCUUCCGCCCUGCCAGAAGACGUCAUUGCUACCGUGGACUACUCCGCGCUCCCUUUCGUCGCACAGAAAUCCGCGGCGAAGAUUGUGGAGGCUCUGACGCGGACACUGGAGAAGUACGUGCAAUCUUGUGCGGCGGAAAAAAGUGAAACUCAAACUACAUCAAGUUCUACUGCUUCAAACAGGCUUAAAAAAAGCUACAACUCCCUGACGAACAACCCAGGCGUGUGCGUGCAGAACCAGUGUGUGUGCCAGCCGAAGGCGAAGUGCAGCCACAACAAGGGCUGCGGGUUCGAGCCCGACGGGUGCGGAAACCAAAUCGCGUGUGGCGCGCGGUCGCUGCCGCCCGUGACGUCCCCCGGGUACGUGGAUGUGAUGCGAAAUUUUUUGCAACUGACCGACCCGCGGCGCACGGCGGAACCGCUGAAAUCCUUUUGCGCGGAACGAAACACGGAGACGAACGAACCAUACACCUGCGGGUUCUAUGAGUUGGAUAUGAAAUGUAAAAAUGUCUGGGUCUGGAAGAAUGCAACUUGUCAUGCUAAAUCUGAAGCAUGCAAAAAUCUGUGUUGCAUGACUACCAAAAGUCGUCCAGUUUUGACCAAGUCGGGAGGGAGUUUCUCAUGCAGGAUAGGCAUGAGAGAGAUCGCGCAGAGUCUGUCAUGCUAAGUCCUGCAUUCCAGACCUCAUGGGUCAUAGAAAAGCUGCGUGACAAGUCGCGCACUCUUCCAGACCCAGACACUUUUGCAUUUGAAAUUGGAGUAUUGGAACCAAAAACCACCUGCUGCUGCGUUUUCUUCUGCUGGCUCCUUUUCAACAUCCGGAGGGGGGUCCUUGAUGGUGCCCACCGCAUCUUCGACUGGCAGCGCCGCUGCUCUGCAACUGGCAUUACUGUCGACCCCGGAAGUAGUAGAUCAUUACAGGUAUGCUAGCGCUGGCGCACAAGCUGAACCUGAAGCUGCACAUCAUGCGGGAGCGGUUCCUCUGUCGCUGUGGGCUUUGUCGCAGCCGUUGGAGCUGUUUCAGUGCCGUUGCACGGUGAAGGCGCAGUGCGACGAGGGUCUGACGUGCGGCACGCAGUUGGACGGUUGCGGCGGGAAGGUGUCCUGCGGCGUUUGCCAAAACGCCCAGGACCGGUGCGUGCAGAACAAGUGCGUGUGUGAAAAGAAAAAGUGCGCCUCCACCUGUGGGGAGGAAGACGACGGCUGCGGCGGAAAGAUCCAGUGUGGCAAGUGCAAGGAGGCCUGGCAGGUCUGCAAGGCAACAUCUUCGUCGGGAAUGGAAGCCGGGAAAAAGAUGAACAGCUGCCAAUGUACAUAUGCUUGCGCUUAUUUUUGAGAGUUUUGUGCGUAAGGCUAAGGGUAAGUAUCUAGUGCAAUCUUUCCUGUACUUGGAGGGGAUGGGGAUUCAACAGACUACAUGCACCUGGUUUUUCACAUCACCGAAGUAGACCCGAAAUAUUAUCUGUGCCAAAUCACGGUGGAGGAAAAGGAAUCGGAAAGACAAAAACAUAUUUCAGGCAAGACGAAGCCGCGCACGCAGUGCACCCCUGCGGAGUGCGGCAAAGAGGUGGAUGACGGGUGCGGCAAGAAACUGACCUGUCCGAAGUGCCCCCCGCCGGAAAAGCCGGUGGUCGUAGCCGCCACAACAACGCCGCCGCCGGUCCUUCCCAGCGAUCCCACCCUGCAAUCGCAGGCGGAGCAGGCAGCACGGAAGAAGGUCUCGGAGUUGUGUCAGCAUUUCGACGCGCAUUUAUUGUUCUCGGGUAGUAGUAGCAGUGCGAGGUCAACAUCUACCGGCGGAAGUAGACCUCCUGUCGGCUCGUUUAUGUCCUCCGGCGGCGUUCUCGGACGUCGUGCACGAGUACAACUACCGCGAGAUGAAGACACGCAGCUCGUGCAGCAAGGUCCUCCUGAUAUGAACGAUUUGGCAGCCGGUGCUGGAACUACUGGAGAGCAGGUGAUCAUGGGGGCUCCUGGAAGCAGUUCCGCAAUGGGAAGCACUGACGCACUUGUUUCCCCGGGAGAUGAAGUAGAUAGGGGGACCAACGGUGGAGCAGGAAUUGUGAAAACGACUACAGGUAGUAGUUCGGUGUCAGGCGGCUCUGGUGGAACAUCAGGUGGAUCUACUUCACCACCGUCUGUCGGCAGCUCGGCGAUUCCGGUCCCGGCUUGUUGUGUAAUCAGCUCGCCCUUUGGCGGCACGCCGCUCGAGGUGGUCACUGCCAGUGCGCGCGCCUCCUUGCUGGUCCUAUCCACAAAAAAGGACCCAUCCUCGUCCAAUUUGUCAUGCGAAACAUGUCACGUGUUGGCCAUGCAAAAAUGGAUGAGGGAGGAUCUUUUUCUGUGCAUAGGUUCUCGACGAAACGUACAAGUCCGCCCUGCAACAGGCGCACGCCGCCGUCGCCCGCGCGCCGAUUGCGGCGGUGCACGGGGCGCGGACGGAGCUCUUGGACCUGUUUGCGCGCGCGGAGGCCGAACUGAAACACGUUGUGAAGAACAGUGUCAAAUUUCUGCAAAACGAGAACGCGGAAAAGGAUGUAGAUGCACUGGUGCACUACCAUUUUUUGCAGAACUACUUGGUCCCAUUGGGGUUGCAAAAUCGCGAAGAAUUCAUCGCCACCGGUGUGCCGGGAAGCUUGGUGACGUGGUCCUCGGGGAGUGCAGGUAGCUCUGGGUCUGCAGCAUCGUCCUUCAGUGGCUCCUCUACUUCCGGGUCAUUUUCGAGCGAUUCAGAGAUCAAGCCUCGUCGAGCCGCCGGAAGCUCGUUGAGAAAUGUUCUGGGUGCGUUGCUGGCGCAGCAGCCAGAAGUAGCAGAUGAACCGGGUGGGGAAGGAGCAACAGGAGCAGCUUCGGUCGACAGCAUCGCGCAGCCGUUAGAUAAUGCAAGCAGUGCAGGAGAGGUCCCGGCCACAGUGUCGAGGAGGGCAAGCGCAGGGCGGAUUGGCAGCUCUUCUUCUGAAUUACGCGCUUUUUCCGCAGGCGGUGCCGGAUCUUCUUUUUCCGGCAGCGGUUACUUUUCCAGUCCCUUCGAGUAUCAGCCGCGUGAAUCGAUCCGCCCCUUCGCGCCGACCGGGGUGGGGCUGUCCGCAGCGCAGUUCGCGGGCCGCGAGCACACUCUGGAGCGAGCUCUUGCGAACCGUGGCACUGCGACGGCCUUGGGCGUUCUCCGGGAAAACUUCGGCGAAGACAUCAUUCCACAAGGUGCUGGUGGAAGCAGCGGUUUUAGUGCCCGUGGAUCUGGAUCCUUCUCCGGUCCGGCUGGCAGCGCUUCAUCUUCGGUUCUUUCCGGCAGUGCUGGUGGAAGCGCGUCACCUCCUGGGACGAGUCGUUCUACUUCCACGUUUUCGACCUUUAUUCCAGGAUCUUCAGCAUCCUCCGCAAAAAAGACCGACGGGGAAUACACCCUGAAGUCCAAACUUGCACGAGAAAUCGCCCGUACGGCCGCCGGUGUGGGGAUGCGGGAGGCAAAGGGGUUUGGUAUUCGAAUCAAGAAGACCGUGCAGGACCACGUGGACAGCGAGAUUACGGAUCCGGUUCGAGAUCUCCUAACCCAGAAGCUCUCCGACGAAAUCACGGCCUCUGCCUACCGCGCACGCACCGCAAAGGCCAGCUUGCUCGGGGCAGCGAGAAAAUUCUGGCGCCACGUUCACGAUCCACCUUUGGACGUGAAAACGCAAACUGUUGAUCCAAAGAAGGUGGGGACGGUUGUCGACGGAAUCCCGCUUGCCGAUUGGCUGCGCACCAACCAGAGCAUGGGGGUAAAUUUUGGGGAGCCAGCCUCGCUGACGGAGGGGUUGUGAGUAAGGCGAGAGUCGGUUGCGUUUGACGAAAUUUUUUUCUUUUUUUCUUUUCCCGCUCACCUUAAGAAGCGCACUCGCAAUUCUUUUUUGCUUUUCCAUUUCAACAAGCAGAAGAAAAAGACACGGACACAAAGGACUCACCGGCGCUGCAACAUACGAUGCAGCACUCGGCGUGAAGCACGCAGUAAGGAAAAGCAAAACCCAAGUAUGCACACGGCGUCUUUUCUCGAGUGAUUUAAAACAACUGUCUGAUGUUCAUCGUCAAAAGCCCUUAUUUCCCCACGAAGGCC
Messenger RNA from Amoebophrya sp. A120, 8707 nucleotides. The record is from the annotation of a GenBank genome assembly. NCBI's taxonomy places the organism in Eukaryota, Dinophyceae, Syndiniales, Amoebophryaceae.